UGUCGGAACCCAUCGUAUGAUGAUUUGUAAACAUCGAUGGCCUUGUGGCAAGUGUAGGAUGGUCGAGUUAGUUAUUUGUUAAAUAUCAUCUAUUGCAGGUCAAUAUCAAACGUAUAGCAUACUUAAUAUCCGAAAAGUUUGAACACAUGUAGACCUAUUCUGGUACUAACUUCAACUAUAUGACACAGGAAAUCAACUCUUGAAGUAGUUUGACAAUAGAUUUAGAGUUUUACCAAAAAAAUGGCAGCUGAUAGAAUGGAUGUUGAUUUUGAUUCACCUUGUAAGGACCUGAGCUCGUUUGCGAUGCCUCUGCUUGAAUCGGAUGAGUUGGAUGGUAGCCGAGUGUCUUCGAGCCGCACAUCCCGUAGUAGUAGCAGCAGUGGCUCUUCAUCUCCACGAGCAAUGGAUUCAAACAAGAACAUGGAUGUAGACUUGCUAGGUAUUAACCCAAUGGAAAGAAAGCCAAUGACUGGUAGAGGCGUUUCACUGACUUUACCGGAUGCGCCUAUUGAUAAGAUACCAGAACUGUCUCCAGCACCGUUCAGGCUUGGAAACCGACUAAUUUUCAGGAAGACAGAUGCAGGAACACAGAGUAGGAUGAAGGAGUCAACUAAAAGGCGUUGGCAUAGUGGACCAGCACAAGAGUCAACUACAAGCCCAGGCAGGGCGAUGCAAGCAACACUUGCCCAGAGCAAGUCCGUCGGUUCACCGCGCAGCUAUUUGGCAGCCAUGAGGAUGCGUGAGUAUGUUACCGAGCCUGAGCGACGUCGUCCACAGCAGCAGUGGUCCCGAGCCAGGCACUUUUCUGAAGAGGAUCCAUUCAGUACACCCUUUCACCCUCUCUCCAGUUCAGAAUAUUCAUUAGACAGAAUGGAUAUAGAUUCAGAGGAAGAAGAGCAUACGUUCAUCCGAUUCAUGAAAGCUCACAAAUGCUAUGAAAUCAUACCAACCAGCUCGAAGCUAGUUGUCUUCGACACUCAGCUCCUGGUAAAGAAGGCUUUUUAUGCAUUAGUUUACAAUGGUGUGCGUGCAGCUCCUUUAUGGGACAGCACUAAGCAAGACUUUGUGGGGAUGUUGACAAUUACAGAUUUUAUCAGCAUAUUACAGUACUAUUACACGUCACCAUAUGAAAAAAUGGACAAGUUAGAAGAACAUAAGAUAGCAACAUGGAGAGAUGUGUUGAAAGGCAAACAGCGCCCUCUUGUGUUCACACACCCAGAUGCAAGUUUGUUUGAGGCUGUGCGGAUGUUGAUACAGGAGAAGAUUCAUCGGUUGCCUGUACUCGAUAAAACAACUGGUAACGUCAUCUACAUUCUUACUCACAAACGGAUCCUUAAGUUCCUAUCACUUCUGAAAAACGAAAUCAAACGUCCAGCUUUGUUGAAAAAGAGCAUUAAAGAUUUGGGAAUAGGAACCUAUUCAAAUAUAGCAACUGCUAGGAAAGACACUCCACUCAUCACUGCCCUUAAUACUUUUGUUGAACGAAGGGUAUCAGCUCUGCCAGUGGUUGAUGAGAAUAACAGAAUUGUAGACAUUUAUGCCAAGUUUGAUGUUAUUAACCUUGCUGCUGAGAAGACAUACAACAAUCUGGACGUAACAAUUGAACAAGCACUAAAACAUCGGGAAACUUACUUUGAAGGUGUUGCUAAGUGUAAAGCAACUGAAUCUUUGGAGACGAUCAUUGAAAAGAUUAUUAAAGCAGAGGUUCAUCGUUUAGUUGUUGUCGAUGAUGAAGAUCAUUUAGUAGGAGUCAUAUCUUUGUCUGAUCUACUCAAUCAUUUGGUGCUAAAACCUGCUGGUGUACCGUCGAGGAACCCAAGUGGAAGUUCAUCUGUCAGCUCUGUCAGCAGCCCCACCCUAGCCAACACCUCACCAACUGCAGUCCCAUAAUGCACUGUUCACCUUUACCCGAUCACAGAAUACACGGUAAUGUUGAUACAAUAAGAAAAGGCUAUGUGUAAUGGAAUACAGCAGCUCAAAGAAACUAUCCUUAUUUUAAGAUGGUUAUGUGCAUUAGGCUCUAUUCAGACUAUCACAUUUUAUUUGAAAAAUACAUGCGACAUGACUAUAUAUGGUCAUGAUGACAUCACAUCAUGAACUUAUAUAGGCACAUCAUGACUAUAUAUGGGAUUUUUGUCACUAGAAAUUUGAUAGUGUGGCCAGAGCAAUAUUGUAUGCGAUGCCAUGCACAUUAGGUAAAUAUGGCCAAAUUAUUAUUGUUGUUAUAUUAUUAUAUUGAUUGAAUAGGUGUUACAAAUAAUGAUUAUAUUUAUUAAAAUGGGAAAAAAAAUUGUUUUAAGAAAUGUUUGACCAAAGAGAUGGUUCUCUACUGUCAAUACACUGCUAGUGAUAAAUCAUUGUAGAAUAUAAAAGUUGGACCAUUUGAUGUUUUUGAGUAUUUAUUAAACUGAAGUUGUUUCUUGAAAUAAUUAUAAUAAUAAUAAUAAAAAUAGUGAUAAUUAUAAUUAUUAUUAUUUUUAUUGUUGUUAUUAUUCUUAUUGUGUUCAUUUUAGUUGGACAAGUAGUCGAAUUAGUCUAUUAUGAUAAAAUUUGCUGAAUGUAGGAAGGGCAUGUUAAGACUGAAUGAUACUUAUUCCAUUAUCUUUCAUGAUGGCUGUGUCUUUCUCAGGCGACAUAUCAGAAGUAGCCACAGUAUCUAAAAGUUCAUGGAAUAAACAUAAAAGUGGUUUGGCUCAGCAGAAACGGUUUAUUUUCCCAAUCUCAAGGCCGGGUUUCAAUCUCCCGCUGUGCAUUGCACUUGAGUCCUGUGAGCACUUCAUCCACAUUGCUCCCCCUUCCCCAGGAGUAUUAAUUGGUACCUGGUGGGGUUGCCUGUUCCUUCGCUGUUUACAGCAGCAACAAUGGCCUGGGACAAAAGCGCUUCGCAUCCGCAAAGAAAUUGCUAUAUUGAUAAACAAUGAAAUAAUUAAAAUAGAUAAUGUCAGUAAAUUUAACAUACAAUUUCUGUGUUUAUUAAUUGUAUUGUUAGUGAGAUUAUUUGUUUUAAAUGUUAUUAUUGUUAUUAAUAUUAUUAUUAUUAUUAUUGUUACUAUUAUUAUUGUUGUUGUUGUUUAUUUAUAUUUCAUUAUGUCAUACCAAAUUAUAAAUUCUAUAAAGAAAUUUGAAUUUAAAGAUACACUAUGUGUUGAGCUAGAGAAAUGAAAUUCAUUAUUUGACUUCCUUGUACUAAUUUAAGUAAAUUUAAUAUUUGUUUUUAUUUAAAAAGAGAAACUGUUUUUGUGUUAAUAAUGUCAUUCCUAUAUUUUUGCGAGGACUAAAAUUCGCUGGUAACCGUUUAAGAAUAAUUGUAGUAAAAUGUGUGUAGUUCAGCGAAAAAGUUGCUUUAAUUGGUCACUCACUGAAAGUUUUUUAGUACACUGUACCAUAUUUGGUCGUUUUAAAAUGAGUAAUUCAAAAUUUUAAUUGAUUUUUGAUGUUUUUCUAGAUUUUAUCAUAGAUGAUCAUCUUUAUGAAAAUAAUGGUAUUAUAGGUCAGGUGAAUAAAGUCAUAAAUAUUCAACUAUUAUCCGAUAAGAUAAAAUAAAAUAAAGGAAGGGGUCCCAAGACUUCCUGAAGUCGCGGUAGUAUCUUGAAAAGCGGAACAGCCUCCCACAUUCCCGCAAACAAUCAAGAAUCUCCAAAAAAAUAACCCAUUUCCCGCAAAUUCAUAAUAUUUGCAUAUUUAAACUACUUUAGUAUUGAUUGUCUCACGGAAGUCAUUGCCGAUGGGUAUCACCAUACGCAGCAAAAUAAAAUUAAAUAUGUUAAGAAAGCUUAUUUAGCAAUUCCCCCGGAAUGCAUUUCUUCCAACUUGGGACCCCUUUAAAGGGCAAUUUCGUCUGUUGUAGUAAACUACUGAAAUUUGCAAAUCUAAUUCGUAUCUGCCUAUUUUAAUUUAUAUUUAGUUUUAGUUUACCAUAAGAAAAUACUUUUAUAACGUAUUAGGAUGUGUAGUCAAUUACUGAUUUUAUUUCUUCUUCAAACGUUAGGCUUUAUUCAUACUAUCAUGUCUAGAAAAAAUAGUGUGUGAUUUGCCCAUGCCGUAUAAUGAUAAUGUCAUGUGUUAUCGGCAAAUCACAGGUAUUUGUGACGUAAACUGGUUAGUGUGAACAGAGCUUUAACUACGUCUGAAUGGACCACUUACGCUGUGCCCUUUAGAUUUAUUUGCUAUUGUCGCAUAAAACAUGCGUGUUUGUGGUAUGUGUGUUUUGCGCAUAUUCCUGGGCCUGCUUUGAUCGGUCGUUUAAGUUUGAUUGACACCUGGAAAGAUCCGUUUUUCAAAUGGUAGAGUAUAAGUUUCUUUGAAUGUUUGUAAUUCAUCAUCUUUUAUACACUGCUGAUAUAAAAUAGUAUUGUAUCAUAUUGUGAUAACUUGUGAUUGUGAUAUUUUUUUAUGCAGCCUCCUUAAAAUUUAUAGUUUAGAACACAGUUCAUAUACAGGUACUGUAUUUCAUUCAGAAUGAUGUGCAUCAUAAAUAUACCAUAAGAGCAGUAUGUUUUGAACCAGGGUAUAUUGGUAAAAGAUUUUAAUAAUUGUUAUACAUACAAUUAUUGACUUAAUUUUAUUUCAGUUUAUAGAAGUUCAUUUUAAGUAAAUACUGUUGUCGAUUUUAUUGUGUUUCAGAAAUAAAAUCUGGUUUAUUUUGGACUUUUUAGAAAUCUGUUUGGAUAAGUUGAAAAUUAAUUCUGAAAUGAAGAAAUGUGGGAUACAAUAAUGUUAGAUGGAUUGAUGUAAAUUGUUCUGUACAUUACAAAGUAGUUGGGUGUUUUAUUUUUGGGGGUGGGGAGGUGGGUGGGAACUGUCUGUAUGGAUUAUGUCCAUUAAAUUGUAUUGUGAUUUUGUUUUAGGUUUAAGCACCACCACCAGUUUGCACUGAUCUAGUUCCAGAAAGCAGUUCACUCGAGUUUGAAUGCUUUGCUUAAUUAUUGUAUAAGAAAAAAUCGGUUUGUGAUGAAUAGCAAGUGUGUAUAAAUAUAUUGUAUGAUUCAGAAAAACUUGCAUGUGACAUGAUAACUUGUAAAUUCAUAAAUUGGGGUCUUCUGUUAUUCAUAUAAAUAUGGUUCAUUUAAUUAUAAACAUAAAUUUAUUUCAAAUAGUGUCAAUAUUGUAAUUAUAAUUAUGGGGUUAAAUCAUGUUGAAAGAUGAUAUAGCUAUGAUUAUGAUGAUGCUGAUAACAGAACUGUUGAUUGCACUUUAAAUGUCUAUUCUGACUUUUCAGAUUUGUUGCUACAAUAUAAUAAUGUUUGACCUCUAGUAGCUCAAUUAUGAUUAGCUGAAUGAUGUAAUGUCCUGAGUGGAGAAUGUGAUUAGCCCCAAUCAGAAAUGUGCAUUGCAUUGUACAUUUUUUUACAUAAUGAUUGAAUAUAUUUUUUUCCAAGAUAAAAUCUGAUGAAGAUGAUGUAUCUGUUUUAUAUAGGCUGUUUAAGAACGAUAUACCAAAAUAGAAAAUGCUUUUGUUUUUUGCACGAAUAUAGGUAUGUCCACUGUUUCUUCCAAAUUGUCAGUAUUUUGACAUUAAUUUUCAUGGAUUUUAUGAAGACACGCGCACAUGCUUACACCAAUCAGGUUGUUAUUUUCAUAGUGCAUGAAGAAGUGAGACUCUUAUGUAUGUAUAUUGUUAAACAGCAUUUGUAAUUCAGUUACAUUACUUUUAAUAAAUGUGUGAUCAUAUCCA
Messenger RNA from Anneissia japonica, 5674 nucleotides. Its product is annotated as 5'-AMP-activated protein kinase subunit gamma-1-like. The transcript is spliced from 18 exons. Bases 241 to 1890 code for a protein of 549 amino acids. The record is from RefSeq and is a predicted model, not a curated record. NCBI's taxonomy places the organism in Eukaryota, Metazoa, Echinodermata, Crinoidea, Comatulida, Comatulidae.